UCUCCCUCUCUCUCUCUCUCUCUCUCUCUCUCUCUGCAUGGACCUCAGCUUCACCAGAAUCACCACUGUGAACAGUGGAAAGAUUUAUGGCAGCAGUGACCAGUAAAAACUCAUCACUGUACUGUAUGUAGCUCUGCUGAAUAACAGUUGGGUUUGCUUGUGAUAAUGCCAUGGAGAUUAUUACCAUUCCUUCAUGAAAAGGGAAGGUUUUAGAUUUACAUUUUGUCUUUCACGUGUGUAUGGAAAUGGCAAUCUCAGAAAGCAGCUUCAAUUUCUUUCACUCUCUUUCCCCUUCUUGGUUUCUCAGAAACUUUCGUGAAUAUCAAAACAAGUUGCCAACUUUGCCUCGAAAACUAGAGAGCAAAGACAACGAGAGAUUCCUCUGAGGUCUCCACCCUUUUUUUGUUCGCCCACGCUUUCUCUAUCUCCUUCUCUGGCUCUUUACCCCUUGGAACAGUCUUCUGAAACUGUGGGGUGGGGUUCCUUUUUUGGUUAGAUAAAUAAAAUGGGGUGUGUUGCCUCAAAGCUUGAGGAGGAAGAAGAAGUUGUGUCCAUUUGCAGAGAAAGAAAACGGUUGAUAAAGCUAGCAGUAGAGAGAAGAUAUGCGCUUGCAGAUGCACAUUGCAGGUACUGUCAAUCUCUCUACGCUGUUUCAGCCGCCAUUAAACUGUUCGUCGCGAGGCAUUCUUCUCCUCCCUCACCAUUUCUCAUCACUUUCCCUCCUCCAUGUCCCUCUCCGCCAUUGCCACCGAGUGAUCACCAGAAAGUCAUAACCAACCCUAUGUUCCUUCAACAGGCGCCUUCAGAGGCAAACCAUGAAGCCGUCAAGUGUAGGUCUAGUGGGUCGUCAACUCCGAUUUCUUCAGAAGAAGAAGAAGAAGAAGAGGAAGGAGGAGGAGAGACAAGGUCUGAGGGUGAUGUGGAGAAACGAGAAGGAAAGGAGCAACCUUUUGGGUAUUUCUACAUGCAAAUGCCUCCGCCCAUGCCAUCUCCACAGAGGGAUUUUGGUUGGGAUUUUUUCUACCCUUUUGACACAAUGAGGACAGAGGUUGUGAAUCCUUACCAGAGAUGUCUGAGCGGUGAUGAGGAUGAUCAUUUGAGGGUUGUUAGGGAACAAGAAGGGAUUCCUGAUCUAGAGGAAGAAGGAGAAGAGAAGAAAAUGGUGUCCGUUGAAGAAAAAUGCGGUGCUAAUACUGACAAGGAGCGCCGUGAGAACAAUGGUGAUGAGAUGGUGAAGAUGGAUGGGUCUAACGGUGUCAAUGGUCUGAUUCAGACAGAACAGAAGGGUCUUACGGUUAUAGAUAACCCUGAAAUGGGAAUAGAGCUUCUUGAUGCAUUGAAGGGCGUUGAAGGUUACUUUGUUAGGGCUUAUAACUCAGGCAAAGACGUAUCCAGAAUGCUGGAGGCAAACAUGACCAGGUUGGAGUCUGGUACGGAGGAAAUCAGAGAAAACUCCACAAAAUUGAUACAAGCUAUUGCGUGGCAUCGGUCCACGUCUCUGAAGCCUUCUUCUUGCAAGAGCCUGGCGGCGUCAAGUUCUAAAAGCAGCUCGAUGUGGACUGAGUAUAGCAAUGAUCUGUUUGAUGAUUAUGGAGGAAUGGAUUCUGGGAGCCAUUCUCUGACCCUCGGAAGGAUAUAUGCUUGGGAAAAGAAACUAUUCGAAGAGGUUAAGGCUGGAGAUAGCACAAGGAAGAUUUACGAGAAAAAAUGUGCGAGAUUGAUAAACCAGGACGCGAAAGGGUACGAGGAUCUCACUGCAGACAAAACCAGAGCUUCGGUUAAAGAUCUAUACGCGAGGAUCUUGGUUGCAGUUCGAAGUGCAGAGACGAUAUCCAAGAGAAUUCAAGAUUUGAGGGAUGAAGAGCUGCAACCUCAGAUUAUAGAAUUGCUUAAAGGCCUGACACAAACAUGGAGAGUCAUGAUGGAAUCACAUGAAACCCAGAGCAAGAUUGUCCAUGAAGUGAAGACUUUUGCUUGUCCAUCCUACGGGAAGUUCUGUAACGACUCUCACCGGCUAGCCACCCUGCAGCUGGAGGCUGAGUUGCUGAACUGGCGGGAAUGCUUCACUAAGUAUGUAUCUGCACAGAGAGCUUAUGUGGAAGCUCUCCAUGGCUGGCUAAGCAAGUUCUUGGUUCCUGAAGUCGAGUUUUACUCGAGGGGAAGAGGGUCGGGACUGCCUAUCCAAGCGAGUGGGCCGCCAUUGCUCAUCAUGUGCCGAGACUGGUUAUCUUUCAUGGAGAAGUUACCCCACAAGGGCGUGGCCUACGCUUUGAAAAGCUUCUCAAAGGACGUUAGGGCAUUGUGGACACAACAGGGGGAGGAGCAGCAACAGAAGAGGAAAGUGGAUGGGUUAGCAAAGGAACUGGAUAGAAGGACAGGAGUGUCCCAGAAGGUAGAGACUCGGCUUUUGGAGUUCAAACCUACCGAAGAAGAGAAAUCAGAGUCGGAGAUGGAGAAGCAGAGUGAGUGGAUCACAGAGAAGAACGACGACCAGUUGAAUUUCCUCAGGGAAAAGCUGGAAAUGGAGAAGGAGAAGCACCAUAACUACAUGCAAGAAACACAGAGAAUCACACUGGGUGGCUUUCAGACAGGUUUUGCGGCUGUCUUCGAGUCGGUGACAGAAUUCUCCAAGGCCUCUCUGAAGAUGUACAGUGAGCUCGUGGCUUAUGGAGAGAACGUGAGAAAAGCCGAGAGCCAAUCUUGCAUCGAGGGAGGGCAGCGGUAGCAGAAGAAGGGUGUCGAAUUGUACAUUUGAAUGGUCUGGUCGAAGCAGCUCGCUGAGACAGAAGGACCCGAAAGAAGGAAGGGAAGAUCCCUUUCUUUGUUCUUUCUUCCUGAUGGGAUGUUUGUAAUUGUGACUGUUGUUUAGUUCGUCAUCAUCAUAGCCAUCUGUGUUCUUGCAACAAACAGUACAUACAUGCGAGACUUGUUCUUGAACACUUUCUGGUUU
Messenger RNA from Tarenaya hassleriana, 2950 nucleotides. RefSeq lists its product as uncharacterized. Lineage: Eukaryota; Viridiplantae; Streptophyta; Magnoliopsida; Brassicales; Cleomaceae. Bases 506 to 2725 code for a protein of 739 amino acids. The transcript has 4 exons. The record is from RefSeq and is a predicted model, not a curated record.